AGAGUAACUCUUAAGGUUACUUUUACAACAGCCAUUUAAAUUAGAACCAAAGAAGAGGCAAACUUAUGCCGCUACAGUUGAAAGAGGCUGUAACUAUAUUCUUGUCUGUGCGAAAGGGGCUAGAGAGAUGUCUUCUUAGAGAAAUAAAGAGGAAUCCAUAUCUCAAUAGCAUAGAUAGGAUACACUAUACUAGACGUGAAAUAGAAUCGUCUAUAUCUAAUAAAGUCGAUGAUAUUAAAGAAUCAUUGGUGAAUAAAUCUGGAGAUAUUGGAAGCAGUAAAAUAGGUGUAUCUUCUAAAAAUAAGUGGAUAGUAAUUUCUGAACAAACGCAAUUGCCAGAAUACUCCCCAAAAGUAACAUUAUUGCCUGAACGAAAAACCAAACUUGUUGAUGAUUGCACUUUAAGACUUCAUUCGGGAGGUAUAGAAGUCAAAUGUAACAAGGAGUGGGUGAUCAGGAGUUUACUUACACUAAGAUCAAUAGAAAGCAUAUGGUUACGUGUUGGUACGCCAUUCAGGUGUCACAACGCUGAGGAUUUUACACAACGUAUAUCUCUAUUACCUUGGAAUGAAUUUCUCCCUAAUAUAAAGGUUGAAUCAAUCCCUCUGCGCGUCAUUAGUAGGCACUCAAGUUUAUGGUCACCCGUUGUAAUCCGUGAUUGUCUACGACAGGGUAUACGUCUUUACAAUUCGCGUGAUUCAUUACCGCAAUCUCGUAUAGAAUCUAGACCUGAUGAUCUUUGCAUAUCUGUGACAUUAAACCGUAAUACAUGUUAUAUUGCCAUUCAGUGCUCAUCAAGGUUGUCUCCUCGCCACUUUAACUUUUGUGGUAAUAAACUGUCCGGUGAUAUAAAUCAACAUAAAGAAUUUGAUAUACCUUUCUGGUCGCUUUCUAAAACAAGGAUCCAGGCACGUCUAGAUUCCACUAAACGAUUGGAGCCAAAAACUAUUGCAUCUAAUUCUAUUGAUGCUUUGGAUAGAAAGCCGCAAAGUAUUUCGGUGUUACGUAAUAACUACAUAGAGCAGCAAGAGGAGACGGGUGGAGACCAGUACAACACUGCUGAUGCUCUUGUUGCUGGGUUGUUACAUACAGGUGUCGUAUUAAAGGCGCUGGAGAAGACACCUAUCAGGAUAUGGAACCCAUUCUGUGGUAACGGUAUUAUCGUCUCUGAAAUAGUAUCAUUGCUUCUGCGGCUGCCUAAUUUCACAGAACAGCAUCCACCGUCAGAAUAUUUUAAAGAGCUUUUAGCUAAAUCAUCAAACGAAACGUACGAAUCUAUUUUAAGAUCAUCUUCAGAGUUAACGAAACAUUUGGCAAAAAGCAUUGAUAUUGUUGCAUCGGAUACUUCUUUAAUAAAUCUACAGCAUACGUCCAAAAAAUUAAACACUCUAUAUGAUUAUUACAAACCUCUGCUACCAAAAGAAAACUAUCACAAGCAUGUGAAUGAGCAAUCGUCAUUACAUAGUCAGUACUGCAAUAGAUUUCCCAUACAACUGGAAUUGCAUCAUGGUUCUGUGGGAGUAAUAUCCCCUCUAGUAUACAAGUCUAUGGUAAUAACAAAGAUACCGUCCAUGGGUAAAACUUAUGAUAAUAAUACAACGUACGGGAUAAUUAAAUUAUAUAAAGACUUUGGACACAUCGUCGCUUCUCGUUCUGACUGGAAUGGUGUAUUUGCCAUUGCUAGAGGAAGAGCGUUUGAAUACUACAGCGGUCUAGACUGGCAAUGUGUCGCUAAGGUUACAAGCUCUGUUGGCAGCGUUAUCAAACUACUGAAAUGGUCAGGAAAGACACGACAGCAAGAAUCACCUGAGGAAUUAUACGAACAGUUGCAGGAACUAUAGUU
This is a messenger RNA of Babesia bovis T2Bo, 1843 nucleotides long. RefSeq lists its product as uncharacterized. Lineage: Eukaryota; Apicomplexa; Aconoidasida; Piroplasmida; Babesiidae. The transcript has 8 exons. Bases 66 to 1841 code for a protein of 591 amino acids. The record is from RefSeq and is a predicted model, not a curated record.